Molecule: messenger RNA, 3798 nt
Organism: Ochlerotatus camptorhynchus
Lineage: Eukaryota; Metazoa; Arthropoda; Insecta; Diptera; Culicidae
Exons: 3
Coding region: 1-3798 (1265 amino acids)
Biological process (GO): DNA integration
Molecular function (GO): nucleic acid binding
Source: RefSeq, a predicted model, not a curated record
AUGCCAAAAUUUGGAGGAAAAAAAGACGAAACACUAGAUGAGAGUGUAGUAGUUGUUGAACAACAGGAAACAUCAGAAGAGGAGAAUUCUGGUGAGGAAGAUAGUUCUACCAAAGAUUCUAGCUCGGAAGAGAGUGCGGACGAGAACUCGGAAGACGAUAACGGUACCAUGGGCAUAAUACCGGUGGAAGCAAUUGAGGUCUUCUCCGCAAGUUCUGUGGAUUGGGAGAUGUACAAAAAGCGAUUACAAAGCAUCUUCACAAACUAUGGCGUCACUGAUGUAAAGAAGAUGGCGUCAUAUGUUCUAAUGAAGCUAGACCAGGAAACGUUUCGGUUGCUAAAUAACGUAUGCUACCCUGACGACAUCACUACAAAGCCAUACAACGACAUUGUAAAGGGUCUCGACCAGCUUUAUGGAAGAAAAGUAUCGGUAUUUGCGGAGCGAGUGAAGUUCUACGAAUUACAUCAAAUGGAAGGAGAAAGAGUCAAUGAAUACCAUUGCCGCAUCAGGGGUGCGGCAGCUACAUGUGAGUUUGCAGAUAAUUUGCUGUUCGUCGUAAGGGAUAAAUUCGUCACUGGACUGCGCAGAGGCCCUAUAUUGGAUCGUUUGAUGGAAGAAAAGGCUGAUCUGAAGAUUGAUGAAGCGUUGGCGAUAGCAGAGCGAAAGGAGUUACAGCAGCAAGAAGCAAAAUCUUUCAACUAUGUGGGCCGGAAAGAAUUCCGAGCUCCAGCCAAAGGACGAAAGGGGUCAACAAUGGUGUGUAAGGUAUGCGGUAUGCAGAACCAUCGUUCAGAAGACUGUUUCUACAAGGAUCGUAAGUGUGACAUCUGCCACGGUAAGGGGCAUCUAAAAGCUGUAUGCCGUAAGAAACCAAUUGAACGCAAGUUUCGGAACAAUUUCAUCACAGAUGGCGCUAACGAUGAAGAAGAUGUAACGUCGGAUAACGGUGAAUGUUCAGCGGGGACACCAACCUUAGCUCAUCUAAAUAUGAAACCGUACAUGCUGUCACUAGAUAGUAGAGACAAAAACCCAAUUUUCCGAGCAGUACAACUUAACGGUCACAAUCUGCUAUUCGAGCUGGAUACAGGGAGUCCAGUGAGCUGCAUGUCCAUGGAAUUGUACAAAAGGAUAUUUGGUCAACGUGAGCUGGAACAAACUGAUCUUACUUUAUUCGGUUACACGGGAGAGAAAAUCAGACCAGAUGGCAAGCUACAAGUUCAGGUACAAGUGGAAGGCGAUAUGAUGGAGAUAGAGCUGUACGUAAUGACAGGUGGAGGACCCCCUCUUUUGGGACGAGACUAUGUUCGGAAGGCAAAUUUGAUGCUAAAUAUGAAUCCAGAUAGUGCGCUAGAGAAUAUCUUGCAAAAAUAUCCAGAACUUUUCGACGAUGAACCAGGAACUUAUCGAUAUGGAAAAGUGGAGUUACGUUUGAAGUCGAAUGCAUGUCCAAUUUUUCGUCGUCCACGACAGAUUGCCCAUAGCUUAAAGGAAAAGGUCGAUGCCCAGCUAGAAGCCCUAGAAAGAAAGGGAACCAUUACUCGGAUCACUACAAGUGAUUGGGGAACUCCGUUGGUGCCCAUACUCAAGGCUGAUGGAACAGUGCGUAUUUGCGGUGAUUAUAAGGUCACUCUCAAUCGAUUCCUCGAAGACUGCAAGCAUCCAAUUCCAAGGAUAGAUGAGUUGCUAUCCCAAUUGCAAGGGAUCAUAGAACAGCUGCUGCAAGGCGUUGAGGGUGUCGUUGUCUUUAUCGACGACAUAAUGGUAACUGGAAAACAAGGGGUCACAGAUGAAGAAAAAAUUGCCAACCAUUUGGAGAACGUAGAAAAGGUGCUUCGAAUACUCUCAGAUGCGGGAUUGAAGAUGGAACAGAAAAUCAUCAAUCUCGACGAGCCAAAAAACGUUCAUGAGGUGAGGCGUCUUAUGGGAAUCGUGGCUUUCUAUUCGCGAUUCAUCCCACAUAUGGCCUCGAUAAUGGCUCCAAUAUAUGCACUCACUCGCACGAAGGGAAGCCGAGGAAAAUUUCUGUGGACCGAAGACUGUCGAGCAGCUUGGAAAAAGAUAGUCGAUGUAAUAAAAGGAGAUAUAGCUCUAGCGCACUUCGAUCAACAGUUACCUUCUAUAAUCGAAACUGACGCUUCGGAUGUCGGAGUGGGAGCUGUGUUACUGCAGAGGCAACCGGAUGGGUAUGAACGACCUUGUUACUUCGUUUCCCGUGCGCUAACCGAUGCUGAAAAAGGCUACAGCGUGAUAGAUAAGGAAGCAUUGGGUGUAGUAUAUGCACUGAAGAAAUUUUACCCAUACGUUUAUGGUACAAAAGUCACUAUAAGGACAGAUCAUCGGCCCCUGUUAGGAAUACUGGGUGAAAAUAAGGAAAUACCAGUAUUUUCUAGUCGGCGUAUGCAACGAUGGGCACUUUCCAUGGCAGCUUUUGAUUAUACGUUGGAGUACAUCAAAGGAGACAAUAAUCACUUGGCGGAUCAUCUUUCGAGGAAUCCGGAUCUAGAACAAGAGUUGGAGAUCGAACACGAAGAAGAAGCAGCAAGUGUGCAUUAUGUUGCGGGAGCAGGUCUCAACGUUGUCUCUGCUGAUGAGUUGAAGGAAGCAACUGAAAAGGACGAGGUAUUACGAAAGGUUCGGCAAUAUAUUUUCAACGUGUGGCCCAGAAAAUUAUCGUCUGGAGGAGAGCUUCAAAGGUACUUCGCAGUUCGGGAGAAGCUGAGUUGCAGUGAUGGAUUGAUAUUGCAUGGUGACCGUUUGGUAGUACCUUCACUUCUUCGGAAUAGAAUCUUGAAUGAGCUACACCAGUCACAUCAAGGUGAAGUUAAGACAAAGAGUUUUGCCCGUCAAUUCGUGUGGUGGCCUACUUUAAACGCAGAUAUCCAUCAGCUUCUCGAAAACUGCAUGUCAUGCAGUAAAUUUAGGAGUUCACCGCCGAGGACAUCGUCACCGUGGCCUGAAACGAAACGUGUAUUUGAGAGGAUACAUCUGGAUUUCGCAGGUCCAAUUCGAGGUCGAUACCUGCUGAUACUCGUAGACUCGUUCACAAAAUGGAUAGAAGUAUUCGUGAUGACUCGAAUAACUACCGAAGCUACUAUUAAAUGUUUACGAUCAACAUUUGCUCGCUUUGGGCUACCUGUUCUCGUUGUCAGUGAUAACGGACCACAAUUCACGGCAUCGGAGUUCAAGAAUUUCCUGCAGGUGAAUGGGAUACAGCACAUGACUUCACCCGUAGGUCACCCUCAGUCAAACGGAGCGGCUGAAAAUGCUGUGAAAACGGUAAAGCUGGCCCUAGAGAAAAUUUUGGCAACGGAAGGUGACAUGAUGGUUGAGGACGCAAUUGUGAAUUUCUUGAUGGUGUACCGAAACACUCCUCACUGCACCACACAGGAGACACCUUCACAACGAAUGUUCGGAAGAAAGGUAAACCUGAGACUAGACUUGGUAAAGAAGGCUACCAUAUCUAUGCCACCUCCGUCCGAUCCUGUUAAAGACCACCACCAGCUUAAAACCGUACGGAAGAUAAACGUAGGUGAAGCAGUUUUGGUACUGGAUACGCGGAUACCAAAUAAGAAGCGAUUCGUACGAGGUACUGUGCAGAAGAGGAUUGGUCGAGUUGUUUACUUGGUAUUAACUGAAGAGCAGCAGAUAUGGAAACGUCACAUCAAUCAGCUGUACAAACUGUCAAGUCAGCAGGAUACCAAACAACAAGCAUUGGGCGAUCCCAACACUUCGGCGAUUUUACCAAGAAGAUCCAACCGGGUUAAGGAAAGAAAAGAACGUUUUAAAGAUUGCAAAUGA